CUAUAUAAAGUCUCCAAUCUAAUUAUCAAAUUCAAUCACAAAUACUAUCAAACUUCUUCAAAUUAAAUUACAUAGUUUGUGUUUGAUUAGAGAAAUAUGGCACAUAAGGGUACUAGCCAAGGCCAAAUGCACCUAACUGAUGAACAUGGAAAUCGAGUUCAUCAAAUUGAUGAACCCAAUGCAAUCCAAGGUAUAGCUAUGGGGUUCGCCCCUGCUGGUACAUGCUCUGAUACUAUGAAGAAAGAUCACUAUGACGAAGGACAACAACAACAACAACUUCGUCGUUCUGGUAGCUCUAGUUCAAGCUCUUCUGAGGAUGAUGGAGAAGGAGGGAGGAGGAAGAAGAAGAAGGGCAUAAAGGAGAAGAUUAAAGAGACGUUGACCGGAGGCGCUGACGAAGGUGUACAAACUAUUAUUCCUACUCCUACUCCUACUCCUACCUGUGAAGCCGGAGGGGGCGAAAAGAAAGGAAUGAUGGAGAAAAUCAAGGAGAAGAUCCCUGGGAUGCACUGAGUGAAUGUUACAUUUCAAGUGUGUCGAUUUUUGGCAAUUGAAGCCUACACAAUUAUUUAUAAUGGUCCAAGAAAAUAGAAUCGUAAAUAAAUAAGAUAAACUCCACUUCAUCCACAAAAUUCUAUGUGUUUUGUUGAGGUGGAGUGAUAUGUAUAUCUAGCAAUAUUGAAGCAUGGUGCCCUAUUUCUUAUGAAGUGUCAAUGUACUAUUAUGUAUAUGUCUAAUGUGGUUUUGGAAAUAAAUAUUCUACAUUUUGUAUAA
Molecule: messenger RNA, 774 nt
Organism: Solanum stenotomum
Lineage: Eukaryota; Viridiplantae; Streptophyta; Magnoliopsida; Solanales; Solanaceae
Product: desiccation-related protein clone PCC27-04-like
Exons: 2
Coding region: 97-513 (138 amino acids)
Biological process (GO): response to water
Source: RefSeq, a predicted model, not a curated record